This is a messenger RNA of Rhineura floridana, 2264 nucleotides long. Its product is annotated as apoptosis-inducing factor 3-like. Gene Ontology annotation, cellular component: cytoplasm. Gene Ontology annotation, molecular function: flavin adenine dinucleotide binding; oxidoreductase activity, acting on NAD(P)H; 2 iron, 2 sulfur cluster binding. The record is from RefSeq and is a predicted model, not a curated record. The coding region runs from base 315 to 1928 and encodes 537 amino acids. The transcript is spliced from 18 exons. Lineage: Eukaryota; Metazoa; Chordata; Lepidosauria; Squamata; Rhineuridae.
GGGGAGAAAUGAGUCAACUAAGGAUUGGGGUGGAUAUCCCUGUGGAGAGUUUCGGUCAUGCCCCUUUGCGGGCUCCUGCGGAAGCCACGCCCCCUCCCCAACCCCUUAAUAGGGGAGGGGAGAGAUAAAACACCCCAGGACAACCCUGACUGUGGGAUCUUGUAAGACGAGAGGGUCACAAGAGAACAGCGGCCCUGGCCUGACCAGCAGCACGGCUUUGAGGGCACCCAGCCCCCACCUUCAAGGCCUCAGGAGCCUCCCACCUCACUGUACGCCAAGAAACAUCCCUCCUGCCAGGGCCUCAGGGAGCGACCAUGGAAGGCGAAGACAGAGUCAUUACGCAGGAGGUCUGCCGGGAGGACGAGAUGUACGAUGGAGAGAUGCGGGAAGUACAGGUGGCUGGUCACCCCGUGCUGCUGGUGAGGGAUCAUCUCCAGUUCAGAGGCUUGGGUAGCAAGUGCCCCCACGCCGGAGCACCACUCGCCAAAGGCUACUUGGGACGGGGGCGGAUUCGUUGCCCUUUCCAUGGGGCCUGCUUUAGCCUCACGAUGGGCGACAUUGAGGAAUACCCCACCCUGGACUGCCUGGCUGCUUUCAAGGUGACCGUGGAGAGUGGACAGGUGUACGUCACUGCGAAGGUGAAGGACCUUGAAAGCGGCCGCAGAGUGAAGCAUAUGAGCAAAUGGAGCCAGCUCAGCAGCCAGACGGUGCUGCUUCUGGGGGCAGGUCCUGCGGCGCUGACUUGCGCCGAAACCCUUCGCCAGGAGGGCUUCACUGGCAGGGUCAUCAUGGUGACGAGGGAGAAUCACCAGCCCUACGACAGGACCAAGCUGAGCAAGGAAAUGGAUGCCAAGGCUGAGAGCAUCUACCUGCGGCCUCAGAGUUUUCUGGAUGCUCACAACAUCGAGGUCUGGAUGCAGAAAGAGGUGGUUUCUCUGGACCUGGAUGGCAAAAGGGCCCAGUUCAGCGACGGGACCUGCCAGGGCUAUGACCACCUGCUGAUUGCCACCGGCAGCAGACCAAGGCGCUUGCAAUGUCCAGGCUCCAACCUGCAGAACAUCUGUGUCCUCCUCACCCCUGAAGAUGCCAGCCAGAUCCUGCACUUGGCAACGGGCAAGAGGGUGGCGAUAGUGGGAGCGUCAUUCAUUGGCAUGGAAGUGGCAGCCAGUCUCGUGGGGAAAGCUGCUUGCAUCCAGGUGGUGGAGAAGGCCGACUCUCCGUACCAGGCAGUGCUCGGGGACCAGGUUGGACGUGUGGCCAUGAAGAUGCUGCAAGCGCAAGGAGUCACGUUCCACAUGAAGGCAGAGGUGGCGGAAGUGCAAGGCGAACGCGGGAAGGUCACACAGGUCAUUCUGGACAAUGGGCAAAAGAUCCCUGCAGAUGUGGUGGUGGUGGGAAUAGUUCAUGCAGACCAACACCCCUUCUGUCUUUGCUGCUGGGGACGUGGCCUCCUUUCCUGUGGCUCUGCUCGGUGGGAAGAACACAAACAUCUGUCACUGGCAGAUUGCCCAAGCCCACGGCCAUGUGGCUGCCCUCAACAUCCUGCAGAAACGGGAGAGGCUGCAUACGGUGCCUUUCUUCUGGACCAAGUUGCAAAGGAAGAGCAUCCGGUAUGCAGGUAUGAAGGGGAGGGCUCUCCUCUGCAUUGGCCAGCCUGGUUGCCAACAGUCCAGUCAGAUCCCAAAAUCUGGGCCCCUUGCUCUUUUCCCUCAGGAUGCGGGAUUGGCUACACAGAGACCGUGCUCAAAGGGGAUCUGGACCAGGAGAAGUUCCUCCUCUUCUACAUUAAGGAGGGAUUUGUGACUGCAGCUGCCAGCCUGAACUUUGACCCCAAGUUGGCGAUGGUGGCCGAGGUCAUGUACUCAGGAAAAACCAUCUCCAAGCAAGAGGCCGAACUGAUGGGGGAUGACACGCUGCAGGAGACCUGACCUUUUGUCCUCGGGGCAAGACCGGAGGCCUGAAGAACACCAAGCAGCCCCUGUCCUGCUGAAAGAACCCCCCCCCCGAAACUGCCAUGGAGCCUUGGCGGGGUCAGCAAGGAGCAUCUUUUGCCCCCACCCACCCUGCACAGGCCUCGGCCAGCAACAGGCAAAAUUCUUCUGAGGGUGGCAACCCUGAUGGGCAGUCAGGCGCCUCCUUUUAGUCUAAAACUCCCCAAAGAUGACUAGCUGUAAGUUUUGCGUAAUUUUUGGCAUUUAAAUCUAAGUUUUACAGAGUCAUAAAUGCAAGUAAAAAGUGUCCAGGUUAAAAUGCCUUGAGGUAUU